Aegilops tauschii subsp. strangulata is the source of this 2498-nucleotide messenger RNA. Its product is annotated as NADPH-dependent diflavin oxidoreductase 1. The record is from RefSeq and is a predicted model, not a curated record. Gene Ontology annotation, cellular component: cytosol. Lineage: Eukaryota; Viridiplantae; Streptophyta; Magnoliopsida; Poales; Poaceae. Gene Ontology annotation, molecular function: flavin adenine dinucleotide binding; NADPH-hemoprotein reductase activity; FMN binding.
UUGACGCGAGAAGCUGGCCGCCGGCAGGCCGCGGAGGAGUCGGGCAAUUGGCGGCCGUGGUCCGUGGAGCAGAGCACUCCCGAAGGGCCCCUGAAGCCGAACCAAACUCCACGCAUAACCUUCUCUGACUCAUGGGGCCCUCUCCGUCGCCGCCGCAGCCGCCACCGCCGCUUCCGGCGACCGGCCGCCUCCUCGUGCUCUACGCGUCGCAGACCGGCAACGCCAUGGACGCCGCCGAACGUGUUGGGCGCGAGGCCGAGCGCGGUGGCUGCCCGGCCGUCGACGUCCUCUCCAUGGACAGCUUCGACCCCAGUUGCUUGCCGGGCGAAAGGUCCGUGGUGUUCGUCGUGUCCACCACGGGUCAGGGCGAUCCCCCGGAUUCCAUGAAGGGGUUUUGGAGGUACCUUCUUAAGAAGGACCUUGGUGCCAGGUGGCUGGAAGGACUCCGUUUUGCCGUAUUUGGGCUCGGUGAUUCGGGCUACCAGAAGUACAAUUUACCUGCAAAGAAGAUCGAUAGAAGGCUUUUACAACUUGGUGCAGAAAUAAUCAUAGAGAUAGGCUUGGGAGAUGAUCAGCACCCUUCAGGAUAUGAAGGAGCUCUAGAUCCUUGGUUGCUGUCUUUGUGGGAAUCGCUGAAUAAAGCAAAUCCAUCACUUCUACCAAGAAUAACUGAUAUCAUUAAUCCUAAUUUGAAUUAUUUGGGGGAUUCAAAGAUCGAAGUCAUAUAUUACUCUUGCAAUGAUGCCCCUCCAGAUUCCGUUGUUUCAGACUCCAAGAAAUUAAUCGAGAGAGCACGCUUAAUGUCCCCUGCUCUGAAGUUCCAUAGUGAUGGAGAGCCACAAUACAUGUUAAAGAUGGUAACAAAUCAGCGUUUGACUAAGGAGGAUUAUGAGAAAGAUGUGCGCCACUUUGAAUUGGAAGAUCCAUCUUCUGCGAUCAGCUAUCAAGUUGGCGACGCGUUAGAAAUUCUACCAAGUCAGAAUCCAUCAGCUGUUAAUGCUUUCAUUGAACGCUGUAACUUGGAUCCAGAUUCUUACAUAACGAUUAGAGCAAAGGGAGGGGAUGAAGUUUCCAACGGUUCACUUUUGAAUGGCUCGAUGGGUCGCAUCAAGUUAAGCACCUUUGUUGCUUUGACAAUGGAUGUUGCAUCAGGUUCCCCUCGUCGGUAUUUCUUUGAGAUCAUGAGCCAUUUUGCAACAGCUGAACAUGAAAAGGAAAGGCUUCAGUAUUUUGCUUCUCCUGAAGGUAGAGAUGACCUCUACCAGUACAAUCAAAAGGAGAGUCGGACUGUUCUAGAAGUAUUGGAGGAUUUUCCCUCGGUGCACAUGCCUUUUGAAUGGCUGGUGCAACUAACUCCUCCAUUGAAGAAACGGGCCUUUUCCAUAUCAUCAUCGCCAUUAGUACAUCCAAAUCAGAUACACUUGACUGUUAGUAUUGUAUCAUGGCUUACUCCUUUCAAGAGGACAAGGCAGGGUCUCUGCUCCACAUGGCUGGCAGGUCUCAGUCCAAAUGAAGAAAAUCUUAUACCAUGUUGGGUACACAAAGGAUCCCUGCCUCCUCCAAAGCCAUCGAUUCCUCUUCUACUUAUUGGACCAGGAACAGGAUGUGCACCAUUUCGAGCAUUUGUGGAGGAAAGGGCUGCACAGAGUGCGAGAGAAUCAACAGCUCCCAUUCUGUUCUUUUUCGGCUGUAGAAAUGAAGACAACGAUUUUCUAUACAAGGACUUCUGGUUGAAGCAUGCCCAGGACAAGGGAGUGCUGUCCCUGAAAGAAGGCGGUGGUUUCUUUGUUGCUUUUUCCAGGGAUCAGCCUCAAAAGGUCUAUGUACAACACAAGAUAAAGGAGCAGAGUGCAAGAGUGUGGAACAUGUUAUGCUCUGGGGCUGCAAUCUACGUUGCAGGGUCUUCUACCAAAAUGCCUGCUGAUGUUACAGCUGCACUAGAAGAAGUUGUCCGCCAAAAGGGCGGUGAGGCUGCUUCAGGAUGGCUCAGGAAACUGGAAAGGGCUGGUAAAUUUAACAUUGAAACUUGGUCGUAACCGUGAUUUGUCACUGUCAAACAGGGCAAGAAAGUAUGUAUGAACAAUCAAUCGUGCUCCGCAGUUAUUUAUGGGGUAGCAAUUCAGCGUAGAUCAAAGAUUUCAGGAAAGUAGAUGUAUAUCUGCACAUAAAUACAGAUACAGAGUCAUUUAUUCUUCGACGGAAAAAAAUACAAGGGAAAUCAAACACAUUCCCUGUUUCACUGUUGUAUCUGUAUUCGGGACGAUGUAGGUUCGGUUCAAAGAAGAGUGGCGGCUUGAUUUUACGUAGUGGGAUAAAAACAAGUGACAUGUGGUGAGAGCAGCAGUUGCUGUAUUUGAUGUGGUUUUAAUCUGCGAUGCUCUGUUAAAUUUGUUGACCUUAUGAUGUAGGAGUAUUAUCUAAUCUGUACUCAGUGGCCAGUCUUGAAUAUUUACUAUGACGCCCUAUGAUCAUUCACGAUUUCCGUUUGAACAGUUAAA